AUGCUGGUAGGUGGGUAACGUGGCAGUGGCAUCUGUGGAAGUUCCCUUUGGAUGUUUUCAUUUUCUCAGAGGAAAAGGAAGCAAGGUCAGCCGCUGUGAGUAGGGAUGGGGAGGAGGUGUUGGGAGGUGGAGAAGCAGCAAGUAGGUGUGAAGUCACUUUCCAGGCAAGUGGGGAGGCCAAGAGGCUGUGGCUGUGUGCCCAAUGGUGGGCCUGGUGUGGCCCCAACCCUGCCCACCCCCACCAUUCUGAGCAGCUCUGUCCUCUUUGCCCACAGGCUGCGCAGCCCCUGGGUGCCCUCGUGCCUUGGGCAAUCCCGAGUCCUGCAGGGCCGAUUGGCCAGGUCCUCGCCCUCGCUCUGGGACAGCGCGCUGCAGGAACAGAAGGGCGAGCUGCGCAAGCGGCUGUCCUACACCACACACAAGCUCGAGAAGCUCGAGACAGAGUUCGACUCCACGCGCCACUACCUGGAGAUCGAGCUCCGGCGCGCACAGGAGGAGCUGGAGAAGGUCACAGAGAAGCUGCGCAGGAUUCAGAGUAACUAUAUGGCUCUGCAGCGGAUCAACCAGGAGUUGGAGGACAAGCUGUACCGCAUGGGCCAGCAUUAUGAAGAAGAGAAGCGUGCACUGAGCCAUGAGAUUGUUGCCCUCAAUAGCCACUUGCUGGAGGCCAAGGUGACCAUUGACAAGCUGUCAGAGGACAACGAGCUCUAUAGGAAGGACUGCAAUCUAGCGGCCCAGCUGCUGCAGUGCAGCCAGACCUACGGCAGGGUCCAUAAGGUGUCCGAGCUGCCCUCAGACUUCCAGGAGCGCGUGAGCCUGCACAUAGAGAAGCAUGGGUGUAGCCUGCCCUCCUCGCUCUGCCACCCAGUCUAUGCUGACAGUGUCCCCACCUGCGUCAUUGCCAAGGUGUUGGAGAAGCCUGACCCUGCCAGCCUGUCCUCCCACCUGUCAGAUGCGUCAGCCUGUGAUCUGGGCUUCCGUGAGGAGGUCGAAAAGCCAGGCCCACGGCCCCCCUACAAGGGGGACAUCUACUGUAGCGACACGGCCCUCUACUGCCCAGAGGAGCGGCGGCGAGACAGGCGGCCCAGCGUGGAUGCAUCUGUGACCGACGUGAGCUUCUUGAGGGCCCAGAACUCCACCGACAGCACAGCUGAGGAAGAAGAGGAGGCCGAGGCGGCGGCCUUCCCAGCAAGCUACCGGCAUGAGGCCUUUCCUGGCUAUGCAGCCUCACUGCCCACGUCUAGCUCCUACUCCAGCUUUAGCGCCACAUCAGAGGAGAAGGAGCAUGCCCAGGCCAGCACGCUCACGGCCUCCCAGCAGGCCAUUUAUCUUAAUAGCCGUGAUGAACUCUUUGACCGUAAGCCACCCACUACCUAUGAGAGCAGCCCUCGCUAUGCCAAGGCUAUGGCUGCAGUGGCUGCCCCACUAGAGGCUGAUGUGGCCCCAGUGUAUAGGCGGACCAUGUCACCAUAUCCGAUGGAGACCUUCCGCUUCCCGGUCUGCCCAAACCCCCAGCAGGCCCUGAUGCCCCCAAACCUGUGGAACCUCCGGGCCAAGCCAGCGGCCACUCGUUUCCCCGGGGACCACAUGAGGGGCCAGUGGCGGCCCCUAAGCGUGGAGGACAUUGGCACCUAUUCCUACCCAGCCAGUGCCGCAAGCCACGUGUCCCCUGGCAGUUUCUCUGAACGCUACUAUAGUAGGGGUGGGGGCAGUCCAGGCUCGAACAUAGAGGGCCAUGCUAGCCCCCUCUAUGCCAGCUACAAGGCAGAUAGCUUUUCCGAAGGUGAUGAUCUUUCCCAGGGCCACCUGGGAGAGCCUUGCUUCCUGCGGCCAGGUGGUGACCUGAACCUCAGCCCCAGCCGUUCAGCUGACCCACUGCCUGGCUAUGCAGCCAGUGAGGGGGAUGCGGACAGGCUCGGGGAGCAGCUGUGUGGGGCUGACAGCAGCCCUGAGCCCGAACAUGGCUCUAGGGACUCCUUGGAGCCCAGCUCCAUGGAGGCCUCCCCAGAGAUGCACCCUGCCGCCCGACUCAGCCCCCAGCAGGCUUUCCCACGGACUGGUGGUUCUGGGCUGAGCCGUAAGGAUAGUCUCACCAAAGCCCAGCUCUAUGGAACCCUGCUUAACUGA
Molecule: messenger RNA, 2127 nt
Organism: Otolemur garnettii (small-eared galago)
Lineage: Eukaryota; Metazoa; Chordata; Mammalia; Primates; Galagidae
Gene: BEGAIN
Product: brain enriched guanylate kinase associated
Exons: 7
Cellular component (GO): synapse
Source: RefSeq, a predicted model, not a curated record